This is a messenger RNA of Dermochelys coriacea (leatherback sea turtle), 2674 nucleotides long. RefSeq names its product ATP-binding cassette sub-family F member 2. NCBI's taxonomy places the organism in Eukaryota, Metazoa, Chordata, Testudines, Dermochelyidae. Bases 318 to 2189 code for a protein of 623 amino acids. The transcript has 14 exons. The record is from RefSeq and is a predicted model, not a curated record. Gene Ontology annotation, molecular function: ATP hydrolysis activity; ATP binding.
GCCGGCCACGCCCCGGCCCCGGACGCAGCGAGGAGCCGAGCGGCCGCGCCGAUUUGGGGGGCCUGGUGCCUGGCCCUCCUCGGGGGGUGCGGGUGGCCUCGGAGGAGUAGGGGGUGAUGGUCUCGCUCUGAGCCCUAAAGGUGGGAGGACCCGUGACCCAGGAAACUGCAACUAGCCCAGAGUUCAGAGGGUGUAAAUUGUCAUGGAAGCCCAGGAAAGGGACUCAGCCCCAGGGUCUGUGCCAGGCCUUGGCUUCUCUCUAAUGGGGCUCUGCUUCCUCUUCCUUUUGAACUGUACUAGAGCUGUGACCUGUAACCAUGCCCUCUGACCUGGCCAAGAAGAAGGCAGCCAAGAAGAAAGAGGCAGCCAAAGCUCGCCAACGGCCAAAGAAAACCCUAGAGGAGAAUGGGGAUGCUGAGAUUGAGCAACAGGAGAUGAAGAAUGAGGAGGCCAAUGGGACAGAAGGGUCAGAGAUAGAUGCUUUGACGAAGGAGCUGGAGGACUUUGAGCUGAAGAAAGCAGCUGCUCGUGCUGUCACUGGGGUGUUGGCCUCCCACCCCAACAGCACUGAUGUGCACAUCAUUAACCUCUCGCUGACCUUCCACGGCCAGGAGCUGCUGAGCGACACCAAACUCGAGCUGAACUCAGGACGUCGCUAUGGCCUUAUCGGGCUCAAUGGGAUAGGAAAGUCGAUGCUCCUGUCCGCUAUCGGGAAGCGGGAAGUGCCAAUCCCAGAGCACAUUGACAUAUAUCACCUGACCCGAGAGAUGCCCCCUAGCGAGAAGACGCCAAUACAGUGUGUGAUGGAGGUGGAUACGGAGAGGGCCAUGCUGGAGCGGGAAGCUGAGCGGCUGGCUCACGAGGACGCGGAGUGUGAGAAGCUGAUGGAGCUGUAUGAGCGUCUGGAGGAGCUUGACGCCGAUAAGGCAGAGGUGCGGGCCUCACGGAUCCUGUACGGUUUGGGAUUCACUCCAGCCAUGCAGAGGAAGAAGCUGAAAGAUUUUAGUGGCGGCUGGCGAAUGAGGGUGGCUCUUGCCAGAGCUCUCUUCAUUCGGCCAUUCAUGCUGCUGCUGGACGAGCCCACAAACCACCUGGACCUGGAUGCCUGUGUGUGGCUGGAAGAGGAGCUGAAAACGUUCAAACGGAUCCUUGUGCUGAUCUCCCACUCCCAGGACUUCUUGAAUGGCAUCUGCACCAACAUCAUCCACAUGCACAACCGCAAACUGAAGUAUUACACGGGAAAUUAUGAUCAAUAUGUGAAGACCCGGCUGGAGCUGGAAGAAAAUCAGAUGAAGCGUUUCCAUUGGGAGCAGGAUCAGAUUGCCCACAUGAAGAAUUACAUUGCACGAUUCGGUCAUGGCAGUGCCAAGCUGGCCAGGCAGGCCCAAAGCAAAGAAAAGACCCUUCAGAAAAUGAUGGCUUCCGGGCUAACAGAGAGAGUGGUGAAUGAUAAGACCCUGUCGUUUUAUUUCCCACCAUGUGGGAAAAUCCCCCCUCCUGUCAUCAUGGUGCAGAAUGUCAGCUUCAAGUACAUGAAGGAUGGGCCCUGGAUCUAUAAUAACCUGGAGUUCGGGAUUGACCUGGACACACGUGUGGCACUUGUGGGACCCAAUGGUGCUGGGAAGUCAACGCUGCUGAAACUGCUCACAGGAGAGCUGCUGCCCACAGAUGGGAUGAUUCGCAAACACUCGCAUGUGAAAAUUGGCAGAUACCACCAGCACUUGCAAGAGCAACUGGACUUGGACCUCUCACCCCUGGAGUAUAUGAUGAAGUGUUACCCAGAGAUCAAGGAGAAGGAGGAGAUGAGGAAGAUCAUUGGAAGAUAUGGGUUGACGGGGAAGCAGCAGGUGAGCCCCAUUCGGAACCUCUCUGAUGGGCAGAAGUGCCGUGUGUGUUUUGCAUGGCUGGCCUGGCAGAAUCCCCACAUGCUCUUCCUGGAUGAACCCACCAACCACUUGGAUAUAGAAACAAUAGAUGCUCUGGCAGAUGCCAUCAACGAGUUUGAGGGAGGAAUGAUGCUUGUCAGCCAUGACUUCAGGCUCAUACAGCAGGUUGCCCAAGAGAUCUGGGUCUGCGAGAAGCAGACAAUCACAAAGUGGCAGGGUGACAUCCUCGCUUACAAAGAACAUCUCAAGUCAAAACUAGUGGAUGAGGAGCCCCAGCUCACCAAAAAAACCCACAACGUGUGAGUGCUGGAGGGGUCGGUCAGGUGCUCUCCCUAGAGACUGACACAGUGGCCAGCCUGACCCACCCUCCUGCUGACUGGAAUCGACUCUGCUGCUAUCUCUGUGGUUCUGUUCUAGCAUUGCUGCAACAUUGCUUCUCCUCGACCCCCCCCUCCCCCCGUAUCUCCACAUCUGGACAAACCCUUCCCUUCUAUUCCAACUGCACUCAGGCAACUGUAUUCAUAGCUGGAUGGUGUCCCAUCCUACAUCAGACUUUUCACUCCAAUAGGCUGGAGUCAUGGUGAUGGCAGUAGGGAAUCUGACUUGCAGUGAUACAGAAGUGGAGACCCUAGUCCAUCUUCUCACCCUUCACCCCCAACUUUCUGCUUCAGUUUAGAAACUUCACUUCAAACUCCUCAGGCCUUGAUUUGUUUUUUAAUGAUUAUUUAACAGUGUAAUUACCAGAUCUGCCUGAGAAUCCAUCAGUCAAUAAAGAGGGAAGAAUAGUC